Molecule: messenger RNA, 966 nt
Organism: Fusarium coffeatum
Lineage: Eukaryota; Fungi; Ascomycota; Sordariomycetes; Hypocreales; Nectriaceae
Exons: 2
Coding region: 1-966 (321 amino acids)
Source: RefSeq, a predicted model, not a curated record
AUGCCGCUUUUUCUCAACCCAGUCGACAAUGGCUUUGACCCAGCCAGAGACAUUCCUGAUCUCACUGGGAAAAGCAUUCUUGUCACUGGAGGAAAUACUGGACUGGGUGCUGCGACUAUCAGAUUAAUUGCUCCCCACAAUCCAUCCGUCAUCUACCUCUCCGCCCGUCCGGCCACCAUCGCUCAAGCUGAAGAGCUCGUUUCGUCGAUCAAGGAGACCAAACCAGAUGUCAGUAUCGUGAUCUUACCAUUGGAUCUGGCCUCUUUCGCAAGCAUCAAGAAUUUUGCAUCUGAAUUCCUCAAAGAAGCAACACAGCUGGACUUGCUCUUUCUCAACGCCGGGAUCUCAUCAACUGCCCCAUCACUGACCCAGGAUGGCUACGAGAGUCAGUUCGGCGUCAACUACUUGGGCCAUGCGCUGCUCACUCAACUACUGAUGCCCAAACUGCUUGAGACGGCCAGAAGCGGUAGAGAAGUCCGCAUAAUGUCAACAUCCUCCAUGGCUGCAACUUUGGAUCCGCCGCCAACUGGGCUUGCCCUUGAUGAGAUGAAGAAGUCAGAUCCGCUUGCAUCUCCGUAUCAACGAUAUGCCCACUCCAAGAUCGCUAACAUACUGUUCGCUCGGAAGCUUUCACAAGUCUAUCCAUCAAUCCAAUCCGUCUCUUUCGACCCCGGCCAGGUCUGGACUGAUCUCUUCAGAAAGUCAACUUCCAUGAGUCCCUGGAUGAUCAAAUUCCUUGUAACACCGUUCAUGUAUAUAACGUCCGUUGACGUAGAGAGAGGAGCACUGAACGGGCUGUGGGUUGCUUUCGCUGAAGGUGUUAAGAACGGGGCCUACUAUGACCCAGUUGGUGUUCUGGAGGAAAAGAAGACGUUCUUUACCGACCAAAAGCUCACUGAUGAGCUUUGGAAGUGGACGGAAAAGGAGCUAGCGGCUCAUGGAGCACCAGGGUGGCCUGCCGCCUGA